Cyclocybe aegerita is the source of this 5955-nucleotide messenger RNA. The record is from the annotation of a GenBank genome assembly. Lineage: Eukaryota; Fungi; Basidiomycota; Agaricomycetes; Agaricales; Hemipholiotaceae.
AUGUUGUUAGGGCCGAACACGGCCACGACCUGGGACCACGACGCCCUCUUCAUGCCCACUGACCACUGCAUGCCACCUCUAGCAAUCUCCGUCCAAGGACCUCCUAUAUCUGCUGCCGUCGAGUUCAUUACCCGUAUUUCGCCAAAACCCGAGAUCCUGCACGAUGAGAGCCCGUUGCUCAAGCAAAUCAAGACUGCCCUACGUGGGGUCGAUCCGGAAAGUAUUGCGCCCGUGAAUACUGCCCGGUACGAUGCAUGCAGCGCCACGAACUCUAACAAGAGGGAGCUGGUAUGGAAUCUGCACCAUGCUGUCCUCUCUUCGGGCGGGGUGAUGAUCAAACGGUGGAGCUUCGAGCAGGAAGGGGAGCACAUCCAAUACGCCUGCACUGGCGAGCUAGAACAGGUCAUCAUACCCCAUUCCCAUUCUGCCGCAUCCGUGCACUCAGCCGCCAACUACACCAAAGGAGACGACAACUCUUCCGCCGCCACCGAGCAAGGGCGCCCCAUCUUCUCGCCUUUCAUACAGGCGAAGAGAGAACCCGAGAAAAUCGAGAUAUACACUGCCAAGGUUUCUGCAGUGUUCGUCUUUCUCCGGAGUAUUUGCAAGAUAUACCUGGAAGAUGGCGUGGACUACACCUUCUCGCUUCCGUUCAUCGUAAGGAAGGCCUGGCCAGUGGAGCCGAGUGGCGUGAUGGUUCAGAGGGUGCUCGAUCCUGCAGAGUUAAAGGAAGCAGAAGCAACGGGGGAGGAGGUCUUAUCGACCAUCUUCUCGGUGACAAGCCCGUUCACAGAGGCUAAUGUUGUCGGAUUGACGGAGGGGAUUCUGAGGGCGACAAAUGACGAGCCGGUCAAGUUGAAGGAUGUUGACGAACACGAGCAGACCAAGAAACCUAUCAAGAGCAUCCCACCCACCGAGCUCCUCGUCCAUGUAAGCCACUGUGGUCCAGAAGCAAACGACAUGAGGUUGGCAGUCACCAUGAAUCUGGAGAUGAGGCAGAUCUCUCUAUGGGAGUAUGUGUACAUCAAACCGAAGAAGACGUUGGUCCAGUCGAAGAAGACAGAAGGAGAUAACGAUGCUGCGACGACGGGCACGAAAAAGGGACAACCUUCGACGGGUUUGGGCUUCGCUGGAAGUUCGAAUAAUUUGGGACUGGGAGGUCCUGCAGGGAGGAGGUCUUCGAUUCAUCCUGUCAUGUCGCCGACCUUAGAGUUUUUCGAACUACCAGAUGCAAUACCACUCGGCUCCUUGCCUGGUAUGCCCUCCGCCCUUCCAACCGCCGCUACAUUGGGUUCGUUGGUCAAUCAACCACCGCCGGUAAAAGGAAGGAGGAAUUCCUUGUCGAGGAAUGACUUAAGUAUGACGAUGGACCGGAUGGCGUUGGGUGGGCGACUGGAUACGGAUGGUGCAUUUCUGCCCCCAGACCUUGGCAGAUUCCGACCUGCAUAUUGGAUGCAGCGCUUGCUCACCCAUCAGAUCGACGAGGAAGAUGCUCAGGCAUGGCAAAAUAUCCAGGUAUCGGUGUUCGACAAUCGGUUCGACGGAAAGAACUCGAGGUGCUUCAUGGCGGUGCACCUACCCACGAGCAAAACUCUGCAAGUGUUCUCAAUCACGAAGAUGGACGAUCGCACAACACAGGCCGUACCGGUUUCGACUAUACCCGCCCUUUGUGCAACAUCCUUACGCGCCACGCGAGGGAAUGUGUGGGACUUGCUGGUCAUCAAGGCUCAAGGACAGUUAGGCCUCCUCACGCAUGGCUUGCGUGAGGUGCCUGUCGAACUUCAAUACGAUGCCCCUCGAAUGACGGAAAUGGACGUGGACAUUUCGAUGACGCAGGGACAUGGUGCUGUCGUUGCGGCCUAUGACACCCAUUGGGGCACGACGACUCUCGUUUACGAGGAUGGCUGGAAAACGUGCGUGACCUUCGACAUCUUUCCUCAAGACAAGCUUGUCACGGAGGUUCUCCAGCUCCUCGCUCUGACUCUUCCGACUGAAGUUACAUUCGACUUGCAUCGCCUCUUCCUCGAAAAAUGGUCUGCUCGAGCGUGGUCUACUGCUCGGAAUGUUGAAUUUGAAUGCUUAGCUUCCGCCCUUUACACGGUGUUUGGUUUGGCCGUAGAAGAAACACAAGAAACCUUCGACCCAUGGCUGCGACUCGCUCAUUCCACUUCUCACGAAAAGCAUCUGGAAGAUCCCAUCUUGCGACGGCUUCGAAGGCCGCCAAUGAAGCCUCUUCUACGUCCGGUGCACCAACCCGGACCGUCCCACCCGAUGCUUGCCCCUCUUCUUUACGGUUUACACACCCUUGCUGAACACCUCCGACUAUCAAUUCACCGCCAGGCUGAUCUCCUCAAGUUUGCACCUCUGAUAUGUCGUGUCGCCUGCGCUGUUCGCCCCGAAUGGGCGGAUUAUUGGAAGAGGUUGGUGCCUGAUGCGAUAGGUAUCUGGCCCUCGGCCUUUUCUUCUCCACCUGAGCAAUUGGACGACCGGAUACCUGUAUGGCCCCCAGACAUGUCGGCCAUCCUCUAUGGACGAGUCAGCACCCCAGAUUGGAAAGUGCCUUGGCACGACAUCGGGCACAUCGUCUCUCGGUUCUCCAUCACCCCAUCUCUCGAAUAUGGUGUUGCAGACCCGUUAGCGGAGCUCCACGAACUCAGCAUGCUAUACAACACGCUAUCGGACGGGAAAAUCACUGAUUGUCAGAAGAGGGCGGAGAACGUGGUGUACAAGAUGGUUACGAAGAAACCAGGGCAUGAUGUCACUGCAAAUUUACCAUUGGGCAUUGCUUCUCCUCUCAGAGAGGCUGCCAGGACAUGCCAACUUGCUCCUCCUGGUAAUUGGCCCUUGGAUGCGUAUAAAGCUAUUGGACGCAAUGAUCUGGCUGCCUCUGCUAUUCAAAAGGCUGAUCAUUUCAAUCCGGAUGGGUAUCAGCCAAGAAAGGAAUUUAUUAAUCCAUCCCAGCCUCGCGCGUCAAUUGGUGAAAUCGCGGCCAGCACACGUACCCAAGUUGGCGACAUGGACAACUCGGGCGUCUCAGGAGUUGAAAUUAACCUUAAGCAAUUCGCCGCUAUACGCUUUGGAUUGGAUCGCAGGAUCGAAGAGGUCUCGCGCAUGCUGUGCUCAUCGAUUAUUCCGAAUAUCAAAGGCGUAGAACGGCCUGACAUGAAUGACCACGAGCAGACCAAGGACCAUCAGACUCAAGUGUUACGAACGGCAGAGCGAACAUUCGCCUUACCGUACGGUCGUGCCCUCUUCACCUUUGCUACAAUGCCCGUCAUCAACCGUGAAGCGUUCGUGAUCCCGAAACUCGAAAAUUCUAUUCGAUUACAACCUUUGAAUGUAUUGGUUACGCCAGAACCAGGCAAGAUAUCUCCGGAGUCGAUUUGCUGGGGAGAGUUCCACAACGGCGUCGCUACCGCCCUGAAAAUCACUGCCACAGCUACUGGAGUUGAGAGCUCCUGGAUAGCAUUCAACAAGCCCUCUGACCUUUCGCCGGAACAUGCUGGGUUCCUACUUGGACUCGGUUUAACUGGCCAUCUGAAAGGGCUGAUGACAUGGCACACCUUCUCCUACCUUACUCCAAAGCACGAUCUCACUUCCAUCGGGCUGCUGCUUGGCAUGUCAGUCGCCAAUGUGGGAAGUGGAAACACCCACAUCACAAAGUUGUUAUCCGUCCAUACGCCUGCUCUUCUGCCUGUUCCUGCAGACCUCAACGUGCCGCUCAUAACGCAGGCGGCGGGUUUGUCUGGCUUAGGGUUGCUUUAUCUAGGUACCAAGAACCGACGCAUGGCCGAAGUCGCCCUUAGCCAAAUCAGCCGACGAGACCUUGUUCAACCCGACCUUAGCAAUGAACAUCGCGAAGCGUACACCUAUUCCAGUGCCCUCGCGUUCGGCAUGAUCAUGUUGGGCAAGGGAACAGAUAUCCCAGUCGAUAACGAGACCGUCAAACGUUUGAACGUCCUCAUUCACGGGAAUACACGUUCUGCCUUGGAACCCGAAGGGCCGAAGUUUGAUAUCAACCUCACAUCUCCUGCUGCUUCAAUGGCUCUUGCCCUGAUGUAUUUUAGGACGAACAAACGGGAUAUCGCGGAAUCUAUCGCCAUUCCUGACACUGCUAUCGCUCUCAAUUCGAUCCAGCCGUACUUCUUGCUCAUCCGCACCAUCGCUCGCUCCAUCGUAAUGUGGGAUCACGUCAAGCCAACUAACGAAUGGCUGAUGCAGCAAAUACCUUUGAAUAUUCGCCUAGCUAUCGAUUCCCGAACGAAGACGGGGAACCCCAUUGACGAUACUUUCGAUCUUGCCUACUACAAUAUUCUCGCAGGGGCUUGUUUUGUUAUCGGUCUCAAAUACGCUGGUACAGCUGGUCAAGACGCCUAUCAGAUCAUCCAAUGUUCGUUGGCUGAUGUUCGUCUUCGAGGACCUCAAUUUGACCACAAGAUCAAACGCUCAGUCGUUCGAGACGGACUCAAUCUCCUAUCAAUUGCCCUCUGCAUGGUCAUGGCUGGUACAGGCGAAAUCACCUGCAUGCGGCGCCUUCGAUAUGCUUUUGGGAUGUCCCAGCAAUUGAUGAUGCACCACGGAUUCAAGUAUGGCACACACGUAUCCACACACAUUGCUCUCGGUCUGCUCUUCCUCGGUGGUGGCCGCUUUACGUUGGGCACCUCCGAUGCUGCGGUAGUCUCUCUGAUUACCGCUUUCUUCCCUCGAUUCCAUCACGUUUCGUCAGACAACCGGUGCUACCUGCAGGCUCUCAGACACAUGUGGGUUCUAGCCGUCGAACCAAGGUGCUUGAUCGCCCGCGAUGUCGACACCAACGAAAUCGUCUAUUUACCAGUUAAAAUCUCGACGGAUGAUAAUAAAGUAAAGGAUCAAGUCCAGCUUAUUUCACCGACGCUUAUUCCCGACCUACAAAAAGUUGUUGCUAUUCGUGUCGACACGCCCCGCUAUUGGCCAUUUUAUCUCGACACGGCGGCACAUCCUCGCCACAAGGAAGCUCUCCUCAAAAGUCAGGUGUUGUAUGUGAAACGUCGUACAGCAUUCCUCAGCUACACUGAAGACCCUCGGGGAAGCCGAAGCCUCUUCGUUCGUUCUGGUUCCUCCUCUGGCGACGCAGCUACGUUAGACUUCCCUCAACUAACGGACGCCAAAACCCACCCUGCUGGUGAUCUGGGCGAGUUCAUCACCUCCUUCUCCAACGACGACCUUUUCCUUGCAUUCGCAGACCACUUUUCACGGUCCGACAAUGACACAGACGAAGAACGGCUAUUCUACACCUAUUGCCACGCAGCGUUAUUGGACAGCAUUUUACAAGACAAGCCUCAAACACUUCAAUCUCAUUUAACGUUAUACAUGUAUCGCAACAUGUCCCCAGAUUCACGAUACUUUCACCUCCGCCUCCAGGACCUCCGUUUUGCUGCCGAUUUUUAUGCCAAAGUUUACGAUCGACGAUUCAGCGGCCGCACAGAAAACAAUCCGCGUCCAGGACUAUUACGGGAUACGACAGUACAAGGCACUUUACACGCCCUCGAUCGAAAGCUCGACCUCGUCCGCGUUCUUCCCGGAUUGGUGGCGUACAUGAGUCGUUACGUGCAAGGCAGUGUCUUGCCGGAUGUUCACACUCCAGAGUUUAACGCAGGCCCCGAGCCUUACCUGGAUGUUGAUGGAGGAGUGUUGGACGGCCGAACCCUGGAGCGAUACGCUGCCUGGUACCUCUUGCGUAACGGUGUACCGGUGUCAACCUUGUUGCUCGUCCUUCGUCAGCUGGCUACCGAUGCCCAUCGCGAAUGCCUCGCCCGACCGCAUCCGGAAGGCACGACGAAUGCCCAAGCACUUGACGUUGGCAUCAAGGAGGUGUUGCAUGCUAGUGGCACGAGGAUGACGACGUCGCUUGGGUCGGGAUGGAGUAUCAGGUCGCUGAACGAGAUUAUUGAGGCGUGGAGUUUCUUUGGUCCAACCUGA